ACCAAGUCACGACCAGAAAACACCUGCUAACCCCACCAGUGGAAAACUACUCAAUCAAAAACCGCAGUAUAAGAGCGCUACUUUAUAAUGUAAAGUAUAUGUAGAUGAUUUAAUAAUUAUUCAUUCAGAAUGUGUAAGUUUCAGCGUUGUUUUAUGGGUAAUAGCGCUCUUCCUCGCAGUUAGACCAUUGUGCGCAUGCUCCGUUGCCAUAGUGAAUGCUCCUACAACAAGUGGCUGAGCGUCAUCGAAGAAAACACUAAUCCUUUAAACGAGACAUUUUCCAAGUUUCUUCUGUUUUAGAUGUGUGAAGGACCUUCAUCAAUAUCUGGCCCGAUUCCCCCAGACCCCUCGCUGUUUCCUCAAUACUACCAACGACCAGCUUCAGCUCGUGGUCGUUUAGAGGGGAACCAUGUUGGAACGCUGGGCCUUCUCUUGGGUCCGGUUGCUCCAGAUCCUGUUCUGUUCCCGGGCUGCUAUAGUUCUCGUACGCCAGCGCACCGUCCACGCAUUGGUCCCAACGCAGCCCAUAUUCUGGAACGGGGUCGGAAAGGGGUCGUGGGAGAACUGAUCAAACUGGACAAUGUCUCAGUCAGUCCUGCUCCAAAACAGAAACAGAGAGUGCAUGACUUUGGUAAAGAAAACGUUCGUCGGCUGAGGGAGAUUCAGAAACGCUGCAAAGAGCAGGAGAGUGAGAGAGCACAGUCCCGCCCUGUUCCAGUGAAAGCUCUGUGGACUUCUCCAAAAUACCAGCAUGUGUCAUCCAGGGUGCUGGCCCAGCUAGGGACUUCUACACCUACGGUUAAACCACAGUGUCAAAACUUUCUCAAGGCCCACUCUAACAGCAGCUGUGCAUCAUAUUCGGGACCUUCAAUCCCUCCCAAAAAUUCAUCCAACUUUGCACAGGAUCAAGACUUGAAGGUGCAAGGUCAGGCCAUAGACUUCAUCAAACACAAUGCCAGAGCUGCAGGAAAAACUGUGACUCGCCGUUCUCAGUCACUGACCGACCUCAGAGAUAAACCUGUGCCCAGCGCAGUCAAAGGACAAGUACCUCAGUACCUUGAGGAAAGGAAAGCACAAUGGCGCAAAGAGGAGGAGGAGAGGAAAAGAAACACACCUGAUCCUACAGUCCCACCUGGUCACACCUUGAUGCAGGACAGUGAAAGACAGGAAACACUGAAAUCCCUUAAAGAUACUCAUCGCACCCUGGUGACCGAAUUAAACUCGCUCCCUCUGAAAGCUGACAACCUGAGUACUCGCUCACGCCGGGCACAUCUUGACUGCAGGCUUUCCGAAAUUGAGGAGGCAAUAAAGAUCUUCUCCAGGGACAAAGUUUAUAUCAAAAUUGAUUCCUAACAUCUCAAGAUAUAAGAGAGGAGAGAUUAUGAUCAUUAAAAAUCAACACAUAAUUGA
Molecule: messenger RNA, 1410 nt
Organism: Oryzias melastigma (Indian medaka)
Lineage: Eukaryota; Metazoa; Chordata; Actinopteri; Beloniformes; Adrianichthyidae
Gene: enkd1
Product: enkurin domain containing 1
Exons: 8
Coding region: 301-1353 (350 amino acids)
Cellular component (GO): cytoplasmic microtubule
Source: RefSeq, a predicted model, not a curated record